UGCAUAGAAUCACAAAGUUUAAUGAUUGGAAAACAAAACCUGAUCUUGAAGAACAUUUUACAAACUUGGUGUGACCAGAGUGGAAAUAUAUUGAUGAAUCAACACAACAUAGAGAAUUGCUUUUAAAAUUGAUCAAGUAUGGACGCGAUCCCAACGUCGUCAUUAAACAAGUGAACGAUGUAGGUGUAAUUUUCUCAGACGAGUUUUGCAUCGGCAAAGGAAGUAAUGAAACCCGUGUUUAUCUCGGACUGGGAAAAGAUGGUUACGGUAAAGCAGUGAAACGAAUGCUUAAAGAUAACUUCAUCAAUCUUGCACAGCAAGAAAAGAAAAUUUUAAAUGGAAUCAACCCUAAGGAGUCGAAUUAUGUUGUAAAUUAUUACCACUUAGAAGAAGAUACUGCAACUGAAUAUGUAUAUUUGAUACUCGACCUAUGUGAAGAAUCUCUAGAGAGUUUUGUGCAAUCUUCUAGCUUGUAUGAUCUUCAAAAAUCUCUUCCUAAAGUUCUCCGACAAACGCUAAAAGGAUUAGCUGAUCUUCAUGGUGGUUCUAUUCUUCAUCGAGAUUUGAAACCUUCCAAUGUUCUCCGUAACUCACAGAGCAAAUUUUUGCUAGCUGACUUUGUUAUUAGUCGAAUGAUGAAGAAUGACUCCAAGAGAUUUAAAAGCAAUGCUAAAUGGGAAACUGAGUAUUGGAUUGCUCCUGAAUCAGUUAAUAAUUCAUGUUACCAAAAAAAGUCUGAUGUAAUGAAUGCAGGAAUGGUGGCUUAUUAUGUUGCAACAAAAGGGAAACAUCCUUUUGGACCUCCAGAGUAUAGACUGAAAAACUUGUUAGAUGGAAACCCUGUUGGCUUAAAGGAAAUCGACGAUGUUCAACUUAAAGAUCUACUUUCAUGGAUGCUACAACUUGUACCUGAACUAAGACCAUCUGCUAGCGAGGCGUUAAAACACCCUUAUCUACAAUCCUAUGAGAAGAACUUUGAUAUGCUGUGUGAUGUGGCAAACCAACCAGGGAUAGAGAUACCGUAUUUAGGUCAUCCUCUUAACUCAGAUGUGCAUGUGCAGUUAAAUGGUCUAAAAAAUUGGAUGGACCGUAUUGAACCUGAAGUUUUUAGUAUUUUCAAUAUAAGUCAAUACGACUCCACAUGGUUGGGUUGCUUAAAAUUUUUGCAAAACGUUCACCAGAAUUGGCGUGAUAAACCACUCAUACGUAUCAAGGAAGGCAAAGAGUAUUUCUUACGAGUUUUCCCAGAGCUUCCUUUGCUGGUGCAUAGAAUCACAAGGUUGAAUGAUUGGAAAACAAGACCUGAUCUUGAAGAACAUUUUACAACAAACAGCAAAUCCGGGAGGAAUUGACUUCGAGUUAGCGGAAUUAAAGUUGGAGUUGAAGGAGCCAGUUGGAGUUCUCGUGGCUCUACUGUAAUACUGAUUGUUGUAUAUCAUUUGAGGAGACGUCUGAAUCAAUAAAGGUACUUAUCUGUGUGAUUGAAAUAAA
Messenger RNA from Xenia sp. Carnegie-2017, 1491 nucleotides. RefSeq names its product serine/threonine-protein kinase/endoribonuclease IRE1-like. The transcript is spliced from 4 exons. Gene Ontology annotation, cellular component: IRE1-TRAF2-ASK1 complex. Gene Ontology annotation, biological process: protein phosphorylation; intrinsic apoptotic signaling pathway in response to endoplasmic reticulum stress; IRE1-mediated unfolded protein response. The record is from RefSeq and is a predicted model, not a curated record. Gene Ontology annotation, molecular function: protein serine/threonine kinase activity; ATP binding; RNA endonuclease activity. Lineage: Eukaryota; Metazoa; Cnidaria; Anthozoa; Malacalcyonacea; Xeniidae. Bases 285 to 1352 code for a protein of 355 amino acids.